Messenger RNA from Nakaseomyces glabratus, 1626 nucleotides. It is a transcript of the gene BAR1, whose product is annotated as aspartyl protease BAR1. Gene Ontology annotation, biological process: proteolysis. Lineage: Eukaryota; Fungi; Ascomycota; Saccharomycetes; Saccharomycetales; Saccharomycetaceae. Gene Ontology annotation, molecular function: aspartic-type endopeptidase activity. The record is from RefSeq and is a predicted model, not a curated record.
AUGAUUCAAUUCAUUAACUGUUAUUUUAUAUUUAAUCUGGUCACUGUUGUUAAUUGCUUACGACUCACUAUUGAAAAGAGAAUUGUUUCGUCUCAUGCAUCUCUAUCAAAGCGUAGUGCUGUUGAUUUGCAAUUUAGACGCUUUAAUAAUCUUUAUUAUGAGAGUGUUCUCGAGUUUGGGACACCACCUCAAUCAAUUCCAUUAGUUUUGGAUACUGGUUCCUCUGAUUUAUGGGUAACUUUAAUUGGGAAUCCACUUUGUUACAACAAAGGUUCUGGGAAACCGCCCAAAUGUUUGAUUGAUUGCUCUGGGUUGGUGUUCUAUGACAUGGAUAAAUCUCAAACUUUUGAUUAUCUAAAAAAUGUAACCUUUAAGAUUGGAUAUGCAGACACCACAUAUACAAGUGGAAUAUGGAUUGUAGAUAUCAUUACACUUCCAGAAGGACACUUAAAAGAUUUACAGUUUGGUAUGGCAUUUGCAACAAAUGCAACUUUUAGUGGUGUUUUAGGAAUUGGUUUCCCUGCGAUGGAAUCGGUCAAUGGCUAUGAAUUCGCACCUGGUAAAUUCUAUCCAAAUUUUCCCCUAGCGCUUAAGAAUGCAGGCUUCACAAAUAUUGCGGCCUAUUCAAUAGAGUAUAAUGAUGAAAGUAAGAAAGGAUCAAUUCUAUUUGGUUCAAUUGAUACGUCACGGUUUAUUGGCCCAUUGUACACAUUCCCUAUGAUCAAUGAGUUUCCUGGAAUUGCCGACGAACCAUCUACACUUAGUUUAACACUAGAUGGUAUAGGUAUUGAUGGAUCAUGUGAGCAGUGGGUAAUUUCUAAUACCAAAUUGCCUGCGCUUUUGGAUACUGGAUCUACUCUUAUAGAACUUCCUCAUCCAAUUACUCAAUCGAUAGCCAGUUACCUGAAUGCAACAUGGAGCGAUGAUCAUGGCUUGUUUGUAUUGGCAUGUCCAUCGGAUGAUUUCCUCACAACAACCGAUUUGGCAUUCACAUUUGGCGAAUUGCACAUGAAGAUUCCGUUGCGAUCAUUUAUUCUGUUACCCGAUGAAGAAAGCAAUGGGCUCUGUGGAUUGGGGAUUACGUCUUCAAAAGGGCGCGUAAUUCUAGGUGACAGUUUUCUAACGCAUGUUUAUACUGUCUUUGAUCUGGAUAAUUAUAUGAUAUCACUUGCUCCAAUGGCAAAAUCAUCAUUACCUGGCAAAGUGAUUGAAAUUCCAGCAAAUGGGUUGAUUGAGAAUGCUGUAAUCUCAAAAUCAGAAAAAUGGACACAUUUUAAUGAUAUAACAGUUAAUGAGUACGGUUUUAGGAAUUAUUGUGACGGUGAGUUGCAAGAUAUUCAUUCCUAUUCAUCUAAAUUGAACAGUUCUUCUCUUGUUUAUUCUAGUAAUUUUUCAAGUGAUGAAGAACAGAAUUCGAGUGAAAGUGUUUCACCAUCUAUUUUCAACACGGACAGUAGUAUAAAAGAGAUAUACCCAAGCCUGAGUCAGAAGGAACAUUUAUCUGCAUUAUUAACAACCAUAUCUACGAGUGAAAUCCACAAGCCAGUAACUGCUACAAUAACUGAUAGCAUUACAACUACCAUUAGAGUCACAAAAAUACUUACAGUCCUACAAUGUGCGACAUAA